Xyrichtys novacula (pearly razorfish) is the source of this 1377-nucleotide messenger RNA. The record is from the annotation of a GenBank genome assembly. Lineage: Eukaryota; Metazoa; Chordata; Actinopteri; Labriformes; Labridae.
AUGAUCACUGAGCACCUCUUGUCCAGCGACACCAUGAAAGAAGCAGAGAAGAGAGUUGAAAGAUGCAAUAAAAUCAAGAUAAAAAUCCAGGAACUGUUUGAUCAGUUAAGGAACGAGAGGCGGCGGGAAAGAUACUUUGCAGAUCGUGAUGACCUGGAUCGAGACGUCCUGCAUGAAAUCCUAAGAGCCCUGGCCAGGUUGAGAGGACUGCAGUUUCGUAUCAAUAAGAAGUCCUUCAAAGAGCAGAUGAAAACACUUGGUGGUAUUUUAUCAGCUGUAGGCCUGAAGGCUGAUGGAAGACUUCUGGGACGUGUGCUGGCCACUGGAGCCAGACUACUGGUUAAAAAAGUCUUUAAAAGUGGAAUGAGAAGAGUUCUCAAAGGAGGCAUUAUGGUAAGAUUCUUACACAAAUAUUUUAAUUUUUGUUAUUACACAUUAAAAUGACAUACACUUAAAUUGUUUAAGUCAUAAUUAAUAAACAUAUUUGCUUUAUUAUGGCUACGGGCAAACACACCGAGGCCCUGGUCCCACACAACAGUAUAGGGGCCAGUGCCUUGGGCUGAGUAGCGAAUGGGACGAGUAGCAAAUCAGACAAAUUUCGAAUUGCUACUAGUCCUACAGCUUAAAAAGUUGUUGGAAAAAUUAUAUAUCAAAAUGUGAUAGUUGCAUUGAGAUUGGUGUGAUAUUACUUUUGAUAUUAUAAUGCUAGUCGUAUUGAUUAUUUGAAAUCUGAAGGAUCUCAUGAUAUGUACACACCCCAGCAGUAGCCCCCGUGGCCCUUUCCAAAUAUCCCAGAGGGAAUUUUCUAGUUUUAGAUGAUAUUUCAAAACAAAAAAUGUGUUUAUCACCAGGUUGUCGGAGGGGGUGUUGUAUUUGCAUUUGAACUCUCUGAGGCGACUGAUAAAUGGAAAGACAUGAUCCAGAACAAUCAUGAGACGGAAGCCAGCCAAUCACUGAAAGACACAGCCGCAGAUCUUCUGCAGAGUACCGAGGCACUGAAAGAGGACCUGGACAACAUCAAGUAAGAAGUUUUCUGAUAUAGCUCUCACCAUCAAGAGAAGCAUCUGUUUCAACAGAGUAUCUGCACUCUUUUGUUGCUGUUUCAUCACCACAGAUUGUAUAAAACAGGGACAUAGCCUUGGUCACUCAUUUGUUUUCAAAGCAGCAUUUUAAAACCUAUUCCCUUGGCCUAUUAGAAAUGCUGAUUCAAGACCCAGACCUAGCAAAGAUGGGCCUUAAGCCUCCCUGCAAACAGAUACCAAUAGAUAGUCACUUUACAGUCCAAAAUGGCUCCAGAAAAGAAGUUAAUUUGCUUUUUUGUUUUUUUGUUUUUUUCCUGUCUCUUUCAGUCGACUUUUCACAAGAAGAGCAAGAUAA